CACCAUUGCCAUCAUCACCACCAUCACCACCACCACGCCGUCAUCCUCACCUUUAGCCCUGGUCAUCGUCGUCUGGCAGUGAUAAUGGCUCCUUCUCUCGACUCACACGACGCAGCAGAGGCAGCUCUCGCCUCGCAGCUUGCGGAAGAUGUGCGACAGGCAGAGUCCGGCAAGGCAUCUACCUCCACCGUCCUAGGGUCAGAUGCCUCGAGGGACGCUGAAGCUACGCAAGCCUCGACCUCUGGCGCCUCGACUUCAUCUGCUAAUCAAACACCAGCAGCGCUCCGUCAGCCCUUUUCAGAUCUCGACCUCUCGGAGCCGACACGGAGAGCCUUGGAGGGUAUGGGUUUCAAGACCAUGACAGAGGUGCAGGCCAGGUGUAUCCCACCUCUCAUGGCAGGCAAGGACGUCCUUGGAGCUGCUCAGACUGGCAGUGGGAAGACGCUGGCCUUUCUCAUCCCCAUCAUCGAAAUGCUGAGUAGGCUGAAAUUCAAACCCAGGAAUGGGACAGGAGCUAUCGUCAUCUCGCCCACUCGUGAGCUGGCUCUGCAGAUCUUCGGCGUGGCAAAGGAGCUCAUGCAGUAUCACCAUCAGACGUUCGGUAUCAUCAUGGGAGGAGCGAACAGGAAGGCGGAGGCGGACAAGCUGCAGAAGGGUGUGAACCUCAUCGUUGCCACGCCCGGAAGGCUGCUGGAUCAUCUUCAGAACACCCGAGGCUUUGUCUUCACGAACCUCAAGACAUUCUGUAUCGAUGAGGCAGACAGGAUCCUUGAAAUUGGAUUCGAGGACGAGAUGAGGCAAAUCGUCAAGAUCCUACCCAACGAAAAUCGCCAGUCCCUCCUCUUCUCGGCUACUCAGACCACCAAGGUGCAAGACUUGGCCAGGAUCUCCCUGCGGCCAGGUCCGCUCUACAUCAAUGUCCACGCCGAUCUUGCAGCGUCCACAGUCUCGCGCCUCGAGCAGGGAUAUGUCGUCUGUCCGUCGGAGGAGCGAUUCCUGCUCCUCUUCACCUUCCUCAAGCGCAACGCCAACAAGAAGUGCAUCGUCUUCAUGUCGAGCUGCAACUCGGUCAAGUAUCACUCUGAGCUGCUAAACUACAUUGACGUGCCUGUGCUGGACUUGCACGGCAAGCAGAAGCAGCAAAAGCGGACAAGUACUUUCUUCGAGUAUUGCAAUGCCCCCAAGGGUACUCUUCUCUGCACUGAUGUGGCAGCUAGGGGACUUGACAUUCCCAAGGUGGACUGGAUCAUCCAAUUCGACCCACCUGAUGACCCGAGGGACUACAUCCAUCGAGUAGGCAGAACAGCUCGCGCAGGCAAGGCCGGAAAGUCUCUCCUCUUCCUCCUCCCCUCCGAGCUUGGCUUCCUCCGCUUCUUGAAAGUAGCCAAAGUACCUCUCAACGAGUACACUUUCCCACCGAGCAAAGUGGCGAACGUUCAAGGGCAGCUGGAGAAGCUCAUCUCUUCCAACUACUACUUGCAUCAGAGCGCUUUGGAGGGUUACAGGAGCUACUUGCAGGCAUACGCGAGCUACUCAUUGAAGAGGAUCUUCGAUGUCCACUCGCUCGACCUGGCCGCCGUUGGCAGGGCUUAUGGCUUCAAAGUACCACCGAAGGUCAACAUUGGUAUUGGAGGCUCGUUGAAGGGGAAGCAAGCGGCCAGCAACGGCAAAAGGAAGGAGAUUGACGCAGAAGAGGGUGGGGCAGAGGGAGCAGCAAAUGGUCAUGGAGCAGCAGCAGAGGGUGCUGCAGAAGCUGAUCUCGAAGCAGGACCAUCGAGGAAAGACCAAGCCAAUAGGAGAGAAUACAAGAAGUCCAGGGGUGGCGCUUCGGGUGGUAGGGAAGGUAGGAGCGCUCAGGCUGUGGAAAAGUAUCGGCGAGCGGCAGAUGGGAAUGCUCGUGGUAUGAAGAGGGGCGGCAAGUGGUCUAGGUGAUUGGAGAGACUUCAACUCAAUGCAUCAAUAGUCACUCUG
Microstroma glucosiphilum is the source of this 1971-nucleotide messenger RNA. Its product is annotated as DEAD-domain-containing protein. Gene Ontology annotation, molecular function: nucleic acid binding; ATP binding; RNA helicase activity. The transcript has a single exon. Gene Ontology annotation, cellular component: nucleolus. Gene Ontology annotation, biological process: maturation of LSU-rRNA from tricistronic rRNA transcript (SSU-rRNA, 5.8S rRNA, LSU-rRNA). Bases 85 to 1932 code for a protein of 615 amino acids. NCBI's taxonomy places the organism in Eukaryota, Fungi, Basidiomycota, Exobasidiomycetes, Microstromatales, Microstromataceae. The record is from RefSeq and is a predicted model, not a curated record.